GGCCCUGCCCCUUAGCUUAGAUCACAAUUUGAGAACCUCUGAGUUAGGGGUUCGGGGGUAAACGUGCGCCUGAAAGAUGGCAAUUUUCUUAUUGUCUCUCAAAUAGGAAGAGUGGUACCUUACACACGAAUUUUGAUGUUACUUUAAUUGAAAAAAAAUGACUGAAGUGAAGAAAGAUGACGUCGUUAAAAUUUUACAUACGUAUCCUUUAUGCAGAAAAUGCGAUAUGUCGGACGAAAUGAAACAAGAAGCAAUGGAAUUGUGCGUCACCGCCGCGGAAAAAUAUGCGGAUAAUUACGAAAGCGUUUCACGAAUGAUCAAAGAGACGAUGGAUAAAAAAUUCGGCGCUUCGUGGCACACGGUCGUGGGCGAAGGCUACGGAUUUGAAAUAACUUAUCAAUUGAAACACCUGUUAUACAUGUAUUGCGCUGGGAAUUUAGCGAUAUGCAUAUGGAAAUCGGCAUAGUGAAAUUAACGAAAAUUUUAAAACAUCUUGAAUAUAGAAACAAUCGUACAAAUCGUGUCUUUAUGAUUUCACGAACAGAUUACUACUUUAUAUAAGACAAUUUUCGUUUGAAGUAAUAACUAAAGCUAGCAUAUUAAAAAAAAAUUGUACAAAAUAGAUUUUCUCAAAAUCGUAAUUGAUAACGUAUAUAUUGACGAAUUGACAUUUACCAUGUACUAACAAGACAAAAAAAAAAGUAUAAAUUAAAGCAUUAAACGCGAAAUCAAUGAAAAGAAUUUUAUACUUUUUCUACAAAUAAAAAUGUACAAUAUAUAUAGACAAGAUGAAUAUAGUUAUUUUACUGUUCAUUUUAUUUUUAAAAUAACUUUAUAGCAUAUUAAAUAAUUUGUUUUUAUUUGUGUUAUUGUUUAAUAAUAUUUUUUUAUGGAGUUCAAUUUAGUCAUAAUAUUUAUUUGACUAUAUAAAAUGUAAAUUAUUUUGUAUAAACUAUGUAAAAAAUAUUACUAUUAUGUGUCCAUGGUUUGUAUGUAGUACAAUUCAUACACACAAAAAUUGUGCAAGUAUAAAUAUGUGUAUAAUUUUUAUUUACAAAAUUUAUUGUUUAUGUCCUUUAUGCAAAAGUGUUUACCUCGAUUGUUGUGUAAUGUUAAAUGUGUAAAAUAUAAUCUAUUGUGUAUAAAUAAUUCUAUUAAAAAUGUAUCAUUGGUACAUAAAUGCCCAUAUACCUUUUCUAAUGUAUUAGUUCUA
Molecule: messenger RNA, 1213 nt
Organism: Hylaeus volcanicus
Lineage: Eukaryota; Metazoa; Arthropoda; Insecta; Hymenoptera; Colletidae
Product: dynein axonemal light chain 4
Exons: 2
Coding region: 158-466 (102 amino acids)
Biological process (GO): microtubule-based process
Cellular component (GO): dynein complex
Molecular function (GO): dynein intermediate chain binding; dynein light intermediate chain binding
Source: RefSeq, a predicted model, not a curated record